This is a messenger RNA of Strongylocentrotus purpuratus (purple sea urchin), 6778 nucleotides long. RefSeq names its product protein phosphatase 1G. Bases 1 to 2202 code for a protein of 733 amino acids. Lineage: Eukaryota; Metazoa; Echinodermata; Echinoidea; Camarodonta; Strongylocentrotidae. Gene Ontology annotation, cellular component: nucleoplasm. The record is from RefSeq and is a predicted model, not a curated record. Gene Ontology annotation, molecular function: protein serine/threonine phosphatase activity; cation binding. Gene Ontology annotation, biological process: protein dephosphorylation. The transcript is spliced from 9 exons.
AUGCCUGGUAAAAUCCCUUUAAAAUACAUUGCACAACAUGUCAGAUUGGACCCCAGUCACCAGUGGAGUACCACAAGGAGCGUGCUCGAACCUCUUCUAUUUGUCAUCUACAUAAACGACCUUCCUGACGAGAUUGAGGCAGUAGUCAAAAUCUUUGCAGAUGACACCAAACUGUAUGGCAAAGCAACGUCUGAGGUAGACUACACCACCCUGCAGAGAAACGUACAGAAACUUGAGGGAUGGUCAGAGAAAUGGCAGCUCCACUUCAAUGCAAAGAAAUGCAAGACCCUGCACCUAGGGGCAGGCAAUCCACAAAGGGAAUAUGAGCUAGACAGUGUAAAGAUCCCAGAAACCAAAGAAGAAAAGGACCUUGGAGUUGUCAUUGACGAGAAGCUCAGAUUUCAUCAACAAUCUGCUAUUGCUACCAGAAAAGCAAAAGGAGUACUAGCUCGCAUACUUCUGCUAUUACAGGACUCUCACAACUGCAUCACCAAGCUCACAGAAGACACAUCACUGUUUGCAGUCUAUGAUGGCCAUGGAGGUGCUGAGGUCGCAGUGUACACAGCUCAACAGUUUCCAAAGUUACUCACAAACCUAAAAUCCUUCAAGGACGGUGACAUUGAUGCUGCAUUUGAAGAAGCCUUCAUGACCUUUGAUGCAUCUCUCAAACAGAAAGCAAUCAUAGAGAAGCUCAGGAGGAUAGCAGGCAUGGAAGAGGGCGAAGAGAAAGAAGAGGAUGGGGAGACAGAGACACUCCUGGAAGAGGCAGAGCUUCCUUUGGAACAACUGGUCGCCCGCUACUGCUCCCAGCCGUCCAAGAACAAACGAGCCAUGAUCAAGCAGGCCCACGGGGCCGACCUCCUCUCCCCCAUGAUCCAGAAGAAACAACCCAGGUUCCCCCUCACAGCUGUGAAUGGAUCGCUCCAAGACGGGGAUGGGCCUGUGCCAAACAAGACUGUUCCAUUCGACGAGGAGGGGGAUAUUGUUGCCAAAGGAAAGAGGGAUGAGGAUGAGAAUGUGGACAGUGUUAACGGGCCCGAUGGGGAUAAAAGAAGGGAAGGGGAGAAUGGCACGGACAGUGAUGAUGAUGAUGUUGAUGAGGAAGGGGGCGAGGUCAAGGUCAAGGAGGAGGUAACGGAGAUGGGAAAAGGAGAUGGGGCAUCGGAGAAGAGGGAGGGGUCGGCGAAAACACAAGUCAAAGACGAAGCAGGAACGUCUGAAAACUCAGGGAGCCAUAACGGCAAUGUACAGCACAGCGAUACCAAAGAAUCAGGAUCGAGCACCUCAGGGACGAGUUCAGAGAGUAAACUCAAGCAGAUCGUUCCUCCAUACCUGGACGACGAUGACGACAGCGACGAGGAAGACGAGGACUACCGGUCCGGAGACGAGGAGGAGGAGGACGAAGAGGAUGAUGAGGAGGAGGAGGAGGAGGAGGACGACUUUGAUGGGGAGGAGGAGGAGGAAUUAGGAGAAGGAGAAGACAGUGGUGAUUUUGAGGAGGAGGAGGAGGAGGAUUACAGAAUGCAGUUGCCAGGUGGAAAAGAAGAGCCUGGCAGUGACAGCGGGUCAACAGCUGUGGUGGCGCUCCUCAGAGGAAAAACACUCACCGUCGCAAACAUCGGCGAUUCACGAUGCGUGCUGUCGCGGGACGGGGUGGCCCUUGACAUGUCGUACGAUCACAAGCCCGAGGACGAUGUUGAGCUGAGAAGGAUAGAGAAGGCAGGCGGGAAGGUCACGCCGGACGGGAGGGUCAACGGGGGACUCAACCUCUCAAGAGCAUUUGGUGACCAUUGCUAUAAGAUGACGACAUCUCUACCUCCUGAAGAACAGAUGAUAAGUGCCUUCCCUGAUAUCAAAACCGCCACACUCACAGAGCAAGACGACUUCAUGGUCGUUGCAUGUGAUGGCAUCUGGAAUGCCAUGACCAGUCAAGAUGUGAUUGACUUUGUAACGCACAGACUGGAAAAUUCAAGAGAGUCCGACCAAAGUAAUAAACUUUCCAAGAUUUGUGAAGAGCUCUUUGAUUUCUGCUUAUCACCCGACACAUCUGGCGACGGAACCGGGUGCGACAACAUGACCUGCGUCAUUGUACAAUUCCACAGCAACGGCGCAGACUCCAUCUCGGGGGCUUCGGUCAGCGCCAAGAGAAAAUCGGCCGAGGAUAAACCGGAAGAGACGGACAGCAAGAAACCAAGACAUUGACCUUCGACCUAUGCAGUUACUCCUCUGUCGGAAAGUGGAAGUCGACUCGUGAAAUAAGUUGGUUUAUUGAGAGCAGAAAAAAGAAGAGAAUCAAAUCGGUGAAGUUUUUUUAGGGGCAAAUCCGAUACAGAAUAAGAAAGUUAUCAAUUUUUUAAAGUUGCAAUCAAUCACAGGCUAAUUAGCAACUUUGUGACAUACCUCUCCCUUUACCCUGUACUGUAAGUCCAUAAAUUUCCAAUUCCAUGAUUGUUGAUGAAUUAAAUUAAUCUUUUUGUAUAGAGCCUGUUGUAAAAAAACAUGUGUCCAGUCAUAUCUCUAGGGCAGGGGUAUAAGGAAAACGAUAUCUCAUUUUAAAUCAAAUUGAAAUUAAUUUGAAUUUCCUCGUGCAGAACAUGGGGGAGAGGUGCGUAGAAAGGACAUGUACACUGUAUGUCAAAGUAUAUUGCCAAUAUGCGCUUGAUCAAUAACAACUUGCAAAAUUCAUAACUUUCAUGCCUUUUAAAAAAUCCCCUAUUUAUUUUAUUUCUCAUUUUCAUGCUUUUGUUUGAACGAACUUGAUGCUAGAGUGGACUUCUGACUUCUGACCAGUGUAACCAUCUUUUCCAAAGCCCUGGGGGUGUUUCACGAAGCCUUUUUUCAAUGACAAUUGACAAAACAGAGUGACAAAUCUACUGAUAACCAAUUAGAAGCAAGGAUUUCAGUAGCUUAUAACAAAGCCUGUCAUUUGUCACGGAUGACAAGUUUUGUGAAGCACCCCCCUGGACUGUCACAUGAACUGUCACCUGUCUUUUCUCACAAGUCUGUAUUCACCCUAUUAAGUACACACCAGCAAAGAUAUCCUACAACUGGACAUUGGGGGGCGCACGUCUACAGAGUUGUGGAGUGCUUCUACCAGUCUAUUCUCAUUCUCUUUCUCAAAUCAUUAUUUGCUCAUGAUGACUAGGUACCUAUAUAUCACAGCAACAACAACUUUUCUGCCUGGUAUUUCCACCUCCACACUUAGUUGUGAUACUUGAAAGGUUUUCUCUUCGUUCAAUCUUUAUUAUUAUGUCGUACCUCCUCUGUCAUGGUACCAGAAAUAUGCGGCGUUCACAAGUGACUACCUGAAAAGAACGUGCCAAGUCAAAAUAUUCUGGCGUAACCGGGCUCUGCCGGGGUAGCGUUCUGCCUUGCAGUCUCUCAAAACCCGGUCCACGCUCUCGACAAUCAUUCAUCAACGAUCUCACAGUGGGCUCUCAGAAAAGUAUAUCGUGAAAGAAAAACGUGGACUAGCUCUCAUUCACUCACUCCCGCCCGCAACCACUGAAUGUAUGACAGGACUAAAAAAAUAACACUUGCAGAGUAUUUGCAGUUCAGGUGACUCCAUCUCGUUUCUUGUACCUGUCGCAACGACAGGUCAACAUUGACUGACUGACAUCUUACGAUGUACAUGUAUCUUCUCACAAUCAGUUACAACGCCCUCUACAUCUUACUAAAUUACUGGACUAGUUAUACUACAAUAUAAUCAAAUAUAUGAUUAAUAUAUAUGAUUAAUACGGGAAUGCAGGAUCAAGGUUUUGAAGUCUCUGAAUGCUCACGACAGAUACAGUUUCUGUCAUGCUGCUCAAGUGAGGAACUCUUUCUUGAUAGUUUCUCACAUUCUUCACCAAAGGAAUGAAUCAAAGGUGCUUGUAAUCCUCUUUCUUGUGGACAGUGCUGCAAUGGCAUAGCUUUAGUAGUGACAAUCAAGUCCACAGUCUUUAGUUUUGUAUAUAUACUAUGCUUCCUGAUCGUAUAUGUAUGUGGUCUUCAAAUUAUUCUAGGAGUUCACUCAACCUAACCCAUAUCUCGCUUGAAUCCCAAACCCUAACACCAUUUUCUUUGACAAAUGUCGCCAGAACAAAUGUCGGAUCACCGUUCAAGUAGACGAUGAUACAAUUUUUCUUGCGUGUUGUGACCUGCGUUUUGUGUAAGUUCCGUGUUGCCAGGCUCCUGUUUCUGAUAAUGCAUUCCAUUCUGUAGCCUAUGGUUCGAAUAUACAGUAUGUCAACUGUUUUAUAUCACAACUGUGAAAUGGGGACCUUAGUUGUCCCUGACAGAGAAAAUAGAUUGAAUCUUCCAAAGAUUGAAUUAAAUCAUUUUGUAAUUAAAUGUCACGAUAAUGAUCUGAAGGAAGACAAAAAAGAUAUUUUUCUUGAUCUGCAUGUACAUGAGUUUCAGUUAUUCCUCUCUGUAUAUUGUAGACAUUAAGAGAGUAAUUAUGACAUCUGUUUCAAGAACUUUAAGAAGUUCAUUGUAAUAAGGCCUAAUUAAUGGUCAAUUGUUUGUAAGUUUCAAUAAUGUUGAAUUCCUCAGAAAUUGUCAGUCCUUGUUCCUACCUUCAAUUUGUACAAACGUUUUCACAUUUUGUAAGAUGUAUUAUGCAAUCGAAAAUUGCUGAAAGUAAUUCGAUUUGAGAACUUCAAAAUUGAUCAUCGAUACGAGUCGUAUACAGCACACGUGUAUAAAGUGCAAGCACACAUACACAUGUACAUGUAUAUUUUUUCAGUUGAUAGAUAAAAGCAGCUUUACCGGUGUUCAAAUAUAGUGGUACUAAUUUUUCCAGUGAUUUUUAUUUGCUGAAAAGACAGCCACGUAAACCUAUUUUUAUAUUCAAUUGAUGAUGUGGUGUUAUUUGUUGAAAUGCUUUGUGCUGUCCGGGUUCUUUUUAUCUUCCCGACACAUGUUACAAAUUGUUGUUCUCGUUAUCUGUUGGGCUGAGAAAUAUUCCAAUACAGUGGGAACUCAUUAUGAUCGGUACAUUUGGACCUAGAAAAUUAUCUACCGGUAGUUAUAUCAGGAUUAACUUUUUUUUUUAAAGAAUAUAAAGUGUUGGAACCAGCAAAAUUAACUUGGUUUAUGAGGCUUCUCAAUAUCAGAGUUCUUUAUAUUAAAGACAGUCAAUACUACUGGGCCAGAAGGGAUUAGACCACACAGCGAGGUCACUGACAGGUGGCUAUCUCAUUAACUCAGCUCUGAACUAACAUAAGAAAAAGAGGAUCAUGGGGGACCAACAGGCACCGAUUGGGGAAGUUUUCUAUAUAGAGGGAGCAAGUAGCUACAAGUAGGACAGUGGGGCUUUAAACAAGUUUCCUCUGUACAUCCAGUGUAUUCUAUGUUGGCUAAAAAAUUAAAGUUAAAGACGUGGUAUGCUGCUGACGUUACACUAGAUUUACGAACACUGCCAUCUGCUGCUCACAAUGUCUCGACUUGUCGACAGCCAUGUGACGUCCCAUAAUGCAUCACCAACUGCAUGAGGCACGCAUGAUGAUGCUUCGGUCACGGAACAGGAAGUCGCUCUAUGUACGCCUUCAUCGAAACAUGGCGUAAUUGAAAAAAUAUUACAGCAGUGAGAGGUAGAAUACUCGGCCUUUAAAAAUGUUCAUUCGUGAAGUAGGCAACUUGGUGAUCACUACAUAACACUGAGCCACCGAGUAUUACGCUCCAGUGCAUAUGUCCGUGUGCUGCCGUCUAUAUACCCACGCUUGAGCAACUUGAACUUUAAGUCUCGUAGGAUCUUUAUCUGUAAUGAAUACAUCAAGAAAUGAGUCGGGUCGAUCUAUUAUUCUCAUCUCUAAAAUUAUGCCUAAAUUUGCCUUGGCACUGAAAGGGUUCAAACAAAACAAUUCCAAAGAUUUUUAACAAUUUUCUAAAGAGACUAAUUAGGACUACCAAGUAUUCUAUAUCCCAUCAUGUUUGGAUAGCCUAAUAAGUCAUUUUUUGCAAAUUUUGAAGGCUGAUGGACAAGGCUAUUGGAAUUGCCUGAAGGUCAUUCUUUGCAAUUUGGCCAAUCGCAUUAAUGAGGAAGAGGUUUUUCUUUUGGUAAAAUAUAUCUUCGGAUCAGAACCCAUACUCGUCUGCAAUGGCCACCGCCAUACCUUGUUGUAGAUAAGAUAAAGGUGAGUUCUGGUAAAAAAAAAAAAAAAACUAAUUCUCACAGAAUCAAACGAAAAUUACACUGAAUGUUCAAGAUUACAAAUAAAUGUCAUUUGUUCUCUUAAAAUACACACAAGGAUUCAUGACGAAAUUUGGAGAUUUCUGGCCAGGCAGCCUGAUGGAAAUGUCGAUUUGCAGAAUGGGGGAGUGAUUAUUUUUUUGAUAAUGAGACUAAAAAGCUUAUAAACUCGGAAUUAUCAAUCAACUACAACAAACAAAUUUUGGAGACUUGAUAGUGGUUUUGAGCUUACAACUCUCAUGGUAGGCUAAUAACUUAUUUUACAUGAUCAACUAUCCCAAAUAACAAUCUGUUCCAAAAUGCAUUUUCAUUAAUUGGGACUAGUUUCUAUUGAAUUAGGACUUUAAAGCUUAAAGCAAUCCACAACAUUUCACCUGUAAAUGACCCCUCACCAAUCAAAUUGCUCUAUUUUACAUUUUUUUUUCUGUUAGUGCCUGUCCUUUCGGAGCAAGGACAUUACGGUUAUUUUCAAAAGGACAUGAUCAGUCGUCACUGUUCUACAUUGUACAUGUAUGUUUGUUUUUGUUGGGAAGAAAACAGAAAUCUUAAUUGAUGAUUAUGUUUCAUAUGUUGGAAUAAAUAGAACAAUGCAAAUUUGCUACA